Beta vulgaris subsp. vulgaris (sugar beet) is the source of this 1365-nucleotide messenger RNA. RefSeq names its product calcineurin B-like protein 1. Bases 391 to 1032 code for a protein of 213 amino acids. The record is from RefSeq and is a predicted model, not a curated record. Gene Ontology annotation, biological process: calcium-mediated signaling. Gene Ontology annotation, molecular function: kinase binding; calcium ion binding. Lineage: Eukaryota; Viridiplantae; Streptophyta; Magnoliopsida; Caryophyllales; Amaranthaceae. The transcript has 9 exons.
CGGUCUCUCCUUCACCGUAGCUUUAGACAAAUCUUAUAACACCCUAAAUUUUCUCUCUCCUAUUUUCAAACUACUUUACAGCCGUCCGAUCUGACGCUGUUUCUCUCUCUUGAUCUCCAAGUCAUUCUUUCCUCUAUAAUAGUGAAAUUAAAAGACGACAUUUUAUUUUCCGUCUAUAAAAUCAGCGACGUUUUUUCAUCAUUAUUUUUCUCUCUCCUCUCUUUUAAGUUGCGUGCUUUUUUGUGCCGGAAAAGUCGACAUUCCGGCGGAUUUUCUCCGGCGGGACACUUUUUUUUAAAUAUUUUGUUAAGAUGGUUUUACUGGUGAUGUAGUAAACAAAGAAGGAGCCUAAGCUCUUUUUUCUAGUGGUGGAUUUCUGCCUCUUGAAAUAUGGGUUGCUUUCAUUCUACUGCAAAUAAGCAAUGGCCUGGACAUGAAGACCCUGUGUUUCUUGCUUCUCAAACUGCUUUUAGUGUGAGUGAAGUUGAGGCGUUGUUCGAGCUGUUCAAGAGUAUAAGCAGUUCUGUGAUUGAUGAUGGGCUUAUAAGCAAGGAGGAAUUUCAAUUAGCUUUAUUCAAGAACAAAAAGAAAGAGAAUCUUUUCGCCAAUCGGAUCUUUGACUUAUUUGAUGUUAAACGGAAAGGAGUGGUUGACUUUGGUGACUUUGUUAGAGUGUUGAAUGUCUUCCAUCCUAAUGCCUCUCAAGAAGAGAAGAUAGACUUCACCUUUAGGCUAUAUGACUUGGAUGGUACAGGGUUUAUUGAGCGCGAUGAGGUGAGGCAAAUGUUGAUUGCGAUUCUAUAUGAAUCUGAGUUGAAGUUGGCAGAUGAAACAAUUGAGGUGAUACUUGAUAAGACAUUCCAAGAAGCUGAUGUAAAUCAAGAUGGAAAAAUUGAUAGAUCCGAGUGGCAUCAGUUUGUUUCUAAAAAUCCUUCAUUGUUAAAGAUAAUGACACUCCAAUAUCUCAGGGAUAUCACGACGACUUUCCCGAGUUUUGUUUUCCACUCUGAAGUUGAUGAAAUUGCCACUUAAGAAGCUAAAGACUGCUUGCAGUCCCGUUAUGUUUGAUCUUUGAGCGGAUUCUGCACAUAUAGUUAGAGAUCCCUUAUUUUUUUCCUCGCCUAAACUAUUAUUAUCCCAACCCAUUUAGAAGAGUUGAGGUGUGCCAAAGGUAACCUGUGCAUAUGGAUUUUGUGUUUUAAGCUGAGAUGUGUGGUAUCACGAUUCACGAUUGUGUGCUCUGGUUUUGCAUUUCUAGUUUGUUAGAAUUAGAGGUAGAACAUGAACGUCUACCUGAAAAGGAAGAAUGAACAUCUAUAUAUAUAUACUCCUGUCAUUGAAGAGUAAUAUUUUCCCCCUUCUCUA